AUGAACAACGCACUGCGCCUGGCGCGCAACGGCCCUUCACGGCCGGCAAGUUCUUCCUCGCAAUGGGCUUGUUUCUUCUGCCAGCAUGCACGGCCGCAGAGUGGCCGUCCUAACUUUGCAGACUUCCGGCGCAAAUUCUCAAACUCACGGCCUCGACGAGAGCAGCAGACACAACACCAGCCGCGGCUGAAUGCAACCUAUGCGCCGUCUAUGGAAAAGGUGCGGGAGCAGUAUAGCCAGAGGAACAAGACGAUAGCCUUCUAUACCCUCAGCGUGAUCAUGGGCACGCUUGCUCUGGCAUACGGCUCAGUGCCUUUCUACAAGAUGAUUUGCCAAACUACUGGUUGGGGUGGCCAGCCUGUCCGAGCCCACGGCGCAUCCGGUGAAGAGAACCAAGACCUCUCCAGUCGCCUCGUCCCCGUCACCUCUGCGAACCGAAUUAAAGUCACGUUUAAUGCGGCCGUGUCUGACAUCCUCCCUUGGAAGUUUGUCCCCCAGCAGCGAGAGGUCCGAGUGCUCCCCGGAGAGACCGCUCUGGCAUUCUACAAGGCGACGAAUCUGGGCGACCAGGACAUUAUCGGCGUGGCGACGUAUAGCGUGACGCCUGCUCAGUGCGCGCCAUACUUUAGCAAAAUCCAGUGCUUCUGUUUUGAGGAGCAGAGGUUAAACGCUGGCGAGACGGUGGACAUGCCUGUGUUCUUUUACUUGGACCCUGAUCUGUUGAACGAUUUCAACAUGAAGGGUGUUGAGACCGUAACGCUCAAUUAUACAUUCUUCAAAGCGAGAUACGAUAACAAUGGCAGAUUUAUGCCUCCUGCUUCAAAAUAA
Molecule: messenger RNA, 828 nt
Organism: Trichoderma virens Gv29-8
Lineage: Eukaryota; Fungi; Ascomycota; Sordariomycetes; Hypocreales; Hypocreaceae
Exons: 4
Coding region: 1-828 (275 amino acids)
Cellular component (GO): mitochondrial inner membrane
Molecular function (GO): copper ion binding
Source: RefSeq, a predicted model, not a curated record